Messenger RNA from Magallana angulata, 5456 nucleotides. Its product is annotated as oxysterol-binding protein-related protein 8-like. The transcript has 20 exons. Gene Ontology annotation, cellular component: membrane; intracellular membrane-bounded organelle; cytosol. Bases 749 to 3352 code for a protein of 867 amino acids. Gene Ontology annotation, molecular function: cholesterol binding. The record is from RefSeq and is a predicted model, not a curated record. NCBI's taxonomy places the organism in Eukaryota, Metazoa, Mollusca, Bivalvia, Ostreida, Ostreidae.
UCCGGCUUGCAUAAGAGAGGCACUGGCCAUAUAGUUGCUGAAGUUUGAAUUAUUCGUGACAAUUAGAGAUAAUGAUUAUGACAGUGAUGGUUCCUACUUGCUGAGGACUCGGAGUUAAUAGUGCUCUGGAGUAUAUAUAAUCGUACCCUAGUCUCCUCAGAUAGAAUAAGUAAUUGUCAGGAAUGUGCAGAUGGAAUACCACAACACUCAGUGAUCAAAAUACAGUCCCUGGAAGCAGUCCUUUCUCUAAGUAUCCAUUGAUUGUGAAUCAGUGUUGAGGAUGGAGCUAAAGUCAUGAUAUAUGGAAUGUGUCAGAGCGACUUCUUUGCCUUGUUUACAGGGGUUUGGAGUGCAUUGUGAUUAGAGAGACUACCGUCUGAUGUAGAUGGAGCAGAAACUGUACAGAAUUAUAAAUUAAUGACUAUCUGCAUUCAGAUUAGAUUGAGGGCAUCAAGGCUGUCUGGAGUUGAAGCUAAUACACAAAUGAUUUGGAAAACCCUUGGAUUUUACUGUCGCUGCUAAGAUAACAAGGAGUGCAUCGUAUAUCAAUUUAUUUUAUUUUUCUUUGAAUGACACAAAAGCGAUGUGACUAUAAGCAAUGGGGAUAAAAUGUGAUGAAUUUCACAGGAGACAUAAUUUGUUUAUGAGUUUAAUUCAGGUCAAGGGUCUAUGUCCUUUGAUGCUUUCUUCCUUUAAUGGAUUAGUAUGAUGGUAUACCCCAGCCGAUCCUCAGUUGUCAUUGUUGUGUAUGAUUACCAGUGGUUAUGAUAUGGCUUUGUUCAAAGGGAUUAAGAACUUGCCAAUGAAGCACUCAGUAGAGAAAAUGAACUUACCAAAACGUAGGACUCGCUCAGAUGGUCAAGAAGUAGAACAUGCUGACCAGACCCACUGUAUGCACCCUUCCGUCUCCUCACCAGCGUUCGUGUUCGCACAAAACAGGGCCAACUCUGAGUCCAAGCUUUUUUCCCCCACUGGAACCCCCGACAAAACCAGUGCCAAACUCUCCAAGAGGGAAUCCUUAAAGGUACAGAAGAAGAAUUACCGGAGUCAGAAGAAGCAAGCGGCCAAGGAGCUACAGAGCACGCUGUCCGACUCCUCGGUGGUGGUACUUGCGGACUGGCUCAAGGUCAGGGGCACUCUCAAAAGCUGGACCAAGUUAUGGUGUGUGCUCAAGCCAGGACUACUGGUGCUGUAUAAAAGUGAGAAACAGAAGAGCAGCCAUUGGGUUGGCACAGUUUUAUUGAACACGUGCAGAAUCAUUGAAAGACCGUCCAAAAAAGAUGGAUUCUGUUUCAAACUCUUCCAUCCACUUGACCAAUCCAUAUGGGCCACAAAGGGACCUAAAGGAGAGACCAUUGGGGCCAUUGUACAGCCCCUACCUUACUCCUAUCUUAUUUUCAGAGCAAUGUCAGAAUCUGCAGGAAAAUGCUGGAUGGACGCCUUGGACCUUGCUCUCCGCUGCACUAGCCUGUUGGUACGUUCCAUGAAAAAGGAUGUAGAAAUCGCUCAUGUUGCCUCAGACCUAUCCCAGGAGGCCAUUCUCACCCCCACAUUUCCAACCAAUCAUAGCGAACAGAUGAAUGAGAGUGACUGCGAAAAACAUUUUGAAGGACAAGGCCUUGAUGAGGACAGUAAAACGGACCGAGAGGAAAUGAAGACAGACACAGAAUCCGAGUCAGAGGAGGAGGAGGUCAAGGUGUUUGAGGACGACCGGCCACCCACAGAGACCAAGUAUGUGGAGAAUGCCAGGGAGGAGCUGGGACAGCAAGGCGAUUCCAGUCAGACAGAGGAAGUGGACGAAGAAAACAAAAGCCUUAUAUGGACCCUAGUCAAACAGGUUCGUCCAGGCAUGGAUCUAUCUAAGGUGGUAUUGCCCACCUUUAUCCUGGAGCCGCGGUCCUUCCUCGACAAACUGAGUGAUUACUACUACCACUCGGACAUCCUCUCAGAGGCUGUUUUGUUAGACGAUCCCUAUGCCAGGCUGAAGGCUGUGGUGCGCUGGUACCUCUCAGGAUUCUACAAGAAACCUAAGGGUCUCAAAAAACCAUAUAAUCCAAUUAUUGGAGAAACCUUUAGAUGUUACUGGAAGCAUCCUAAAACUAACAGUAGAACAUUUUACAUUGCUGAACAGAUUUCCCAUCAUCCCCCUGUGUCUGCCUUUCAUAUCACAAAUCGUCAGGACGGAUUCAAUAUCAGUGGCAGCAUCCUAGCAAAAUCAAAAUUUUACGGGAAUUCAUUAUCAGCUAUACUAGAUGGCACUGCCAAAUUAACUUUCCUGAAAAGAGGGGAAGAUUACCUCAUCACUAUGCCUUAUGCUCAUUGUAAAGGAAUUUUGAUUGGUACCCUGACCAUGGAGAUGGGAGGGAAAGUGACCAUCAGUUGUCCCAAAACUAGCUACAGAGCAGAGGUCGAGUUCAAGCUCAAGCCUUUCCUUAAUAUGGGCGAGGCCUCUAACAAGAUCAUAGGGAAACUGAAAGUAGGCUCGGAUACACUGGCCACGCUGGAGGGUCACUGGGACCAGGAUAUCUACAUCAGGGACAGAAGCACAGGGGAGUCCCAUUUGUUUUGGAGUCCAACAGUGGAGGUAAAGGCUCAGAGACUGAGGAGAUUCACUGUGCCUGUAGACCAUCAAGAGGACAUGGAAUCUGAAAGGUUGUGGAAAAAUGUCAGUGAUGCAAUAGCAACUUCUGACAUGCAUGCAGCAACUCAUGAGAAAUAUAUAUUGGAGGAACGGCAGAGAAAUGAGGCUAAGGAGAGGAAGGCCAAGAUGCUGGAAUGGAUGCCGCGCCUGUUUGAGAGGGACCCUCUGACAGGGGACUGGGUGUACAAGUUUGUGGACAUGCGGCCAUGGGAUCAAAGCAAUGACUUGCUGCAGUAUGAACAGGGCUACAGGAUCCAGACGUGGACCAAGCAUCGCACUCCGGUCGUUCGGACCUGCAGCAUCACCAGUCUGGAGCAGAAGCCGGAGACCUUCGUCGGCAGGAAGAUCCUGUCCCGCAACUGUUCCAUCAAAAACAAGGCGUUGUGUGCUGUGGAGGAGAGCGAAAGUUCUACCGCAGAGAUCGAGAAUUCCCGUCUGGAUAGCGACUCCUCAGAGCCUAGUAAAGGUCGAAGGGUACAGAAAUCCUCCUCCAGAGUAAGGUUGUCUGAAGAUGCUCUAGUCAAAGCGAUUCAACCACUGACUAAGCUACAGGAGGAGACAAACGAAUCUUUGAAAUUGAUGAAUGCCCGCCUGAACUCCCUGUCCAAUCGCAUCAGUGAGCAGCAGCAAGGAAGCCUAUCAUCGUGGUCCCUGGUUGUACUGAUUGCUGCCUUUGUUAUUCAGUUGUUUGUUCAGUGGCUCUUUCGGUGAAAAACAUAGAGAGACUACUGUAUGUAAUUUAACGUCCCAUUGAAAUCCAGUAAGAGCAGAUAGGAGACUUUAUCUGUGUGAUGAUUGACUUCUUAUGUUGAUUGUUGUUUUGGGAUCAGGUGCAAUAAUCAUCUACAAUGUAUAUGAUUGUUAUAUCAAUUGAAAGAGUAACUGCAAUGUAUAAUAUGAUUAUUAUAUCAAUGAGUAACUGCAAUGUGUUAUAUGAUUGUUAUAUCAAUCAGUAACUGCAAUGUGUUAUAUGAUGGUUAUAUCAAUCAGUAACUGCAAUGUGUUAUAUGAUGGUUAUAUCAAUCAGUAACUGCAAUGUGUUAUAUGAUUGUUAUUUCAAUCAGUAACUGAUAUGUGUUAUAUGAUUUUUAUAUCAAUCAGUAACUGAAAAGUGUUUUAUGAUAGUUAUAUCAAUCAGUAACUGCAAUGUGUUGUAUGAUUGUUAUAUCAGUCAGUAACUGCAAUGUGUUGUAUGAUCGUUAUAUCAAUCAGUAACUGCAAUGUGCUAUAUGAUUGUUAUAUCAAUCAGUAACUGCAAUGUGUUGUAUGAUCGUUAUAUCAAUCAGUAACUGCAAUGUGUUAUAUGAUUGUUAUAUCAAUCAGUAACUGCAAUGUGUUAUAUGAUCGUUAUAUCAAUCAGUAACUGCAAUGUGUUAUAUGAUCGUUAUAUCAAUCAGUAACUGCAAUGUGUUGUAUGAUCGUUAUAUCAAUCAGUAACUGCAAUGUGUUAUAUGAUAGUUAUAUCAAUCAGUAACUGCAAUGUGUUGUAUGAUUGUUAUAUCAGUCAGUAACUGCAAUGUAAUGUAUGAUCGUUAUAUCAAUCAGUAACUGCAAUGUGUUUCAGAUUUAUGUGUUCAGUUUACUUCAUUUGUUGAUUUUAGCUCUUUAUUUAUUUAUUUCUGCUUGAUUUGUUGUGCAAUAUAUCAAUAUGAGUAUCAGCGUUUGUAUCCCUCUAAUGUGCAAUCUGGGGUUGUUCUGUUACUUUAUGAAUUUAAUAUAUAUUGAGUACUUUAUAUUUACUUGACGUACUAUUUGGUGCAUUAUUUAUGUCUUAUGCUUUAUUUACCAAGUGUAAGCAAUAUUUGCUGCUGUCACAAAUUCUUUUUCUUUCCUUAGCAGGUCUUUAUUUUUGGGAAAGAUACAGUGUAACAAUGUAGACCCAAAGAAUGAAUUGUCAAUCAAUAUUACAUGUAUAAUAUACAGUACUUGUGUUAAUUUAGUAGAAGUUCUAUCCACUGGUACUACUUAAGACUGUAUGAAGUGUCUUGUAGUCAGGUGCAGGCAGUCUGACUUACUAUACAUGUACUUCUAUCUGUAAUGCAUGGCAGAUGUAUCUCCAGGGGGAAUAACAAGCAUGAACAGCUUUUAUGUACUAUUAUAAUAGAUGUUGCUUUGGCCAAGUGAUGAGCUACAUAUACAUGAAACAUUCAAUUUAAAGAAAUGCCAUGUCUGGGACAUAACCAGUGGAGGACCACUUGUUCAAUGGCUAAAACAAGAUAUUGGGCGUGAUUCUUGUGCAAUUAGAUCUGUUUAAAAAGAUAAUUUAAGAUUUUUUUUUAUUAAUUGUACUGUGGUUUAAUUUACAUGUAUAUUAAUGAGAUCCAAAUUUCGUGGAUUUUGUGCAAAUCAUUUUAAAAGAUUUAUAAAUUUGUGGCAGCUGCCAAUGAUCCUAUCAAUAACAAUACAAUAUGUUACUAGAUAUUGCAUGUCAAUGAACAUUUAAUUUUAAAUUUGUGGAUCACAACAAAAUCCAUUUAAAAUGUUAUUCAGUGAAUAUUGAUGAAACCACAGUAUAUGACAUAUCUGGGAUAAUAUCCCUACCUCCAUGUGCAUCCAACUAAAAAGAUGCACAAAUAGUAGACUGAGGAAAUUCUGUAGUAAAAGGGAUUUUACAAACAUGAAGUUAUUGUUGGGAUGGACGUAACUUUUUCACUCAAGUUUUGUCAAGCGUGUACUAGUAUUUAUACAAAAGAUAUUCUGUAUAACCAAGUUCUCUGUACAGAUAAAUGUACAUGUACAUGUUACUGUACCUUAAUUGUUGACAGUUUUAAUUGUAUGCAUAUAUUGAUGCAAUAAAACAAACCAAAAUCUUAAA